Messenger RNA from Phyllotreta striolata, 1863 nucleotides. NCBI's taxonomy places the organism in Eukaryota, Metazoa, Arthropoda, Insecta, Coleoptera, Chrysomelidae. The record is from the annotation of a GenBank genome assembly.
AUUCGACUUCACAUUAGCAUUCACAUUCAUUUUAAUUGAAUUAAACUAGUCGGUAUAAAAGGGUCCCAGAAUUCGCUACAAUUUAGUCCUCCACUUCCAUUUUAGACCCGCAUAGUAAACGCGUUAACUUCUAAGUCGCCGUUAAAGAGAUGGAUUCUAAUUUAAAUAGUACAGGUAGGAUGAUUUUGGUGGUAUUUUUACUGAGCAUAUGGAGUGCACGAGCAGAAAUCGCUGAGCCCCUGGUGACUACGCCCCUGGGUCAGGUAAAGGGAACCGUGAUCACUUCUCGUCUAGCAAAAAGCAUAUUUUCAUUCAGAGGAAUCCGAUACGCCAAAGCUCCUGUUAACGAUUUACGAUUCAAACCUCCAGUUCCAGUAGAAAAAUGGGAAGGAAUUUACAACGCAACCGAGGACGGUCCAUUGUGCCCCCAACCAUCAUCUGAUCGAGUAUCAGAAGAUUGUCUGAUGCUCAACGUUUACUCUACCAAGUUACCAACUUUGAGCGAAAAUCCUUUACGCCCGGUUAUAGUUUACAUCCACAGCGGAGGAUUGCAUAGCUUCGGAGGUGCCAGUUACUGGGUGGGUCCUAAUUAUCUCCUAGACGAAGAUGUCGUCCUAGUUACAUUCAAUUUCCGUUUGGGUACUUUAGGGUUCUUAAGUACUGGGGAUAAGGAAGCGCCCGGUAACAAUGGAUUAAGAGAUCAAGUGGAGGUGUUAAAAUGGGUCAGAAAUAACAUAGAAUAUUUUGGAGGUGAUCCAGAUUCCGUGACGUUGAUGGGUUACAGUUCGGGGGCUUGGUGUGUUAACUUGCACAUGGUGUCUCCAUUAUCUCAAGGUUUGUUUCACAAGGCGGUAGCUAUGAGCGGUUCUAUCUUAGGACCAUGGCCUAUUCCAAUAAACCAACUGGAAAUCGCUAAGAAACAAGCAAGAGUUCUGGGAUGCCCCGACGAUACUUCUUCCAAUAUCAUCAAAUGCUUGAAGACGAAGUCUUUCCACGAAAUCGGGGAAUCGCUUACUAAAUUUAAGGAAUUUGGUAAUGAUCCUAUAAUCAUUUGGUCGCCGGUUAUCGAACCUGAUUUUGGUCAAGCCAGGUUUUUGACCGCCCAUCCAAUUCAGUUGAUUACCAACGGUUUAUUUAGCAAAGUUCCGUUCAUGACUGGUCAAACUAAAGAUGGAUACGGAUAUCUUGCAUUCAAUAUAGUGGAUAAUGAAACGUUAACACAAGAAAUUAACGAAAAAUUCGAUAAAAACGCUCCAAUUACGUUCCUGUACGAAAGGAACACAGAUUUCUCCAAGAAGAUCAGCAAAACUAUAAAGAGUCUUUACUUGGAAGAUAAAAAUAUCGAAAAAUCUCAACUGAAACCUUUAGCAGAGUUGUACGCAGAUUUCUUGGUGAAUUUCGGAGUCAAUAGAGCAGCGAAAGUUAUAUCUGAGCACAGUAAUCAGUCAGUGUUCUAUUACGAAUUCUCUUACCAAGGGCGUUACAGCCAUUUUUACACACCGGAAAGUAAUUACACAAUGCCCUUUGGAAUCGGACAACACGAUGAUUUGUUGUACUUGUUCUACAUUCAAAAAUUAUUUCCGCUGUUUAAAGAAAAUUCCCCCGAAGAGGUUGAAAUGGUGAACAAAUUGACUGCAAUUUACGCUAACUUUGCUAAAACUGGGAAUCCGAUACCAUCUCCAUCGGAAAAACUGGAUAACGUGAACUGGGAUCGGUUUACGUCCGGUAACAACAAAUAUUUGGAAAUGGGUAGCAAAUUAGUAAUGAAGGAAAGGAAGCCGGAAAAACGUUUGCAAGAAUGGGAAAAGCUGUACCCGUUGAGCAUGUACCAGAAGAACAAGCACAGCCACUGAAUAAUACUAA